Messenger RNA from Ornithodoros turicata, 3071 nucleotides. RefSeq lists its product as uncharacterized. Bases 168 to 2783 code for a protein of 871 amino acids. The transcript has 3 exons. NCBI's taxonomy places the organism in Eukaryota, Metazoa, Arthropoda, Arachnida, Ixodida, Argasidae. The record is from RefSeq and is a predicted model, not a curated record.
AGUGAAGUGCGUGUUCACAGAGUGUGGAAAAGUGAAACAGACGACAUUUCGCAAAUUUAUUCUGUGUCGUCUGCGUCGAUCUCCGCCCCCCUUUUGAAGACGGGUGUUGUCGUCUGCUAUAAAAAGGUGAAGUAACGGGACGAGGAUCCGCGACAUUAGAGACAGCCAUGCUGCGAUUUCUUGUCUUCACCACAUGGUUCGUAGCGUGGAGCAGCUGUCAGCAGCAACAGCUGUUCUAUCAACAACCGACAGCGGCUCAAACAGCACCACAACAGAACGGCUACUACAACCCUCCGUACAGCGGUCAGGUACAGUCCACCACCACCACUCCGGCCCCGUCCUACUACUACCCUCCAGCGCCUGUCCACUACGUCAACAUUGGCGAGAAGUUGGAAGGCGACUACAAGUUCGGCUACGACACGGGAACCGGACCCGCCGGCCAGAGUUACAGGGAGGAAGUUAGGCUCACAGACGGUACCGUACAGGGCUCGUACGGGUACGUCGACACCAGGGGACGCAGGAGGAAGGUGCACUAUACGGCCGGUAAAAAUGGCUUCCAAAUCGUUAAAGACGAAAUCAUCAAGGACGAUGCGCCCUCCUCAGACCAGUACGACGUGACGACACCAAAGUCGGCCGUUCAGCCCGCACCUGUUCAGUCUCCACCUCUUCAACAGCGACGUCAACAUCAGCAGCAACCUGUUCAGCAAGCGUCCAUUCAGCAGUACUCAAACGUUGAGUACUCUAGUCACAAUGACGCUGCCAUUUCUAGGCCUAAGACGGCAGAAGACGUCCACAAGCAAUUGUAUCCCACGCGUUUCGUCGGGCAACAGUCUGUGCAUCGGCAGCAGGUCCUUCAGCCAGAAGCCAGGCAGCCUUUCCAGGUAGCUCUUGAGGAGCCCGUUGAAGACGCUGACAGUGAACAGCCCGGUGAACCGCCUGUUCAGCACAGACGUCCUCUAAGGAAAAGAAAGCGCCUGAGGAGGCCCACUACCACGACGACCGAAACUCCUCUUCCCGACGCUCUGCCUCCUCCACCACCUCCUCGCCCGCGUCUGUUCACCGUGUCUCCCCGGCUCGUGGAUACAACCCACGGCCUCCCUGGUGACGGAUACGGUGAGCGCAUUAGCGGCAGGAAAGCCGUCAAGGUACCGGACCCCGAGCCAAAGGGAACGAUCACUGUGCCGCCUCCGGAAUUUCCUCAAGCACGACGUCAGCCUCAGUUACGGCGCCAGUUUCAGCGCCCACAGCAGCAACAGAUCGUGGAACAAGCCCCCCGUGCUGUGCAGCAACCCGAAGCUCGACCGGAACUUCCUCCGCGGAGGUUGAAUGCAGUACGUCGCACGCGACGACCCACGACGCCAAGUCCUCUGGACGUUUAUUCUCCCGUUGAGGUGCAGAAUCCUGCCGUGCCCGUUGAGGUUCAAAGUCCUGCCGUGCCCGUCGAGCCUCCGAGACGCCGCAGAGUGAAAGUCGUCCGUGUCCCACAUUUCCUGGACCAACAGCUGCGACUACACAGCGACCAGCAACUGCGACCACAGCUGCGACCGCAGCUGCGACCACAGCACCACGUUACCCUGGCUACACCGCCGCCCGUUGCUCCUGUUUCGUACGCGGUAACUUCUUCGCCUGAACCGGAAGAACCGACUCAAACCUUCCCGUCCGCUGAACAAUCCUUCUUGAAAACACACGGAUCAUCGUUCAGCGGUCAGCAAAUUUCGCAGUACCAGCUUUCCCCAUCGUUACCCCGAAAUACUCAGCAAGUUGCACACCAGCAGAUUUACAAUGCCCCGCCUAGAAGCAAUCAGCAAGAUUUCCAGUCCCAGGUGCCUUUCUUUCAGCAGCCGCUCAGACCUUUCCAUCCUGUUUCGUCUGGUCCAAUCUUGCCUCCGCCAGUUCAAGUCCAGUCCCAGCCAGAGGAAGUGACUCAGCAGCUCAGUCAGCAACCGGUUGAACAGCCUGUUCAGCAACCGGUUGAACAGCCUGUUCAGCACCACAGUCUGGUACAGCAAGGAACGCCAGCGAGUUCCCUCGAGGUGUACCCACCGCGCUACAAUCACUCCGUUGACUUGUCCAUCCUCAACGUUCCGAUACCUGGCCAUAACUUGACGAGCUCUUUCGAGCACGUUCCUGCUGUUCCGCCUCCACCUCCAGUAAAUUUUACCGGCUCGCAACCACUAUUCCAACAGUACAACAAUUUCAUUAGGUCGUUUCCCACCACCCCAUUUCAACAGCAACCGCAACCUGCUAAUGUAUAUGCGCCACAGACCUUCCAGCCAUACCAACCUUUCCCCGCGAACCAGUUCGGAGCCGUUGCCCAAGCGCAACCGAACCAGCAACCGGCAAUUCAAACGGCGUCGCAGGUGACAACGGCUUCUCCACCGCCAGCGCAGCAAACUCGGCCGCAAGUUAUUCAGCCGCAACCCGUCAAUUCGUACCAGCCGUACAGCGGUCUACAACUGCCCGCGACCCUCUUCAACCCGUACCAGCAAACGAGUCAGCAGGCGUUCAGCGAUCCUUUUCAAGCCGAUUUCAGUGCCCCGUACCAGAUCAACAGUCCAUACCAGACGCAGUACGCCGCUCCGGUUCAAGCAGUUCCUCAGUACCAGACGCUAGACUACGGCACGGGUGGUCAAGCCGUACUGUCGCCUUAUGGCAGUUCUUCGACAGCAAAUCCUACGGUAGUUAACAGCCAGGCGGUGCAGUCUCAACAGAAUGUGGCGUCACCCGUUUUUGACAGGCGGUUGUUGUCGUAUAGCAUCGGAGUUUCGCCCGUUUCUUCGUAGUCCAAAUUAUACCUGUGGUAUUUAGGAGUGCCUAUAUGCUCUGUAGCAUUGACUAAAAAAUGAAUGUGCUUUACCUGCGGGUAGCACCUUCUGGAAAUGUGGUACUUUCGAAAAGUCAGCUCUUACGGCUCAGCCGACUUUGCCUGCCGACCUGCCGGUGGACAAAUUGUCGACGCUUUCUGUGUAUAGUACAGAGUUAAACCUCGUCGGUUUCUAACGUGCUUAUUUAUUCUGCGACAUCCUGUCCAUAUACAGGGUAUCUUUUUUUAGGCGAUACGGAUUUUUCAU